AUGAGUAGUAAAACUUUUAUGAAUAAGGAAAACACAGAAGGAAAGAGCAUUAAUAUAAAGGGGAGUGUUACAUCAUAAGGGUAAAUCCCUUAAUAAUAGCAAGCUUAACAAUAAUAGUAAAAAUAAGGUUUUGUCUAUAAGGAUCCUAAAGCGCUUUAAUCUUGGGAUGUUAUAGAGUAGGCUAUUUAAAUGAUUUAUGAAAAGAAGACUCAUACAUUAUCGUAUUAGGAAUUAUAUCAUCACGCAUAUAUUUUAGCAUUUUAUGGGCAUGGAGAUUAAGCGUAUUCUAGAUUAAAAAGCUUAUUAGAAAAGUAUUCACUUAAAAUGCUGAAUACUUUAGGAUAUUAUGAUAGCGAAGAAUAAAUUUUGGUAAAAAUGGUUGCAGUGUGGUAAGAUUAUAAAUAAAUGAUUAACAUUCUAAAAGGAAUAUUCCUUUAUCUAGAUAAUAAUUAUGUUACUACAAAAAACUUGCAGCCCGUUUUGGUUUUAGGUUAUGAGGUGUUCUAAUAAAUACUCUUCAUUUAAAAAUCAGAAAUAUAUUCUAAAGUUUUAGAAAUAAUAUUGACUAUGAUAGACAAAUAGAGAUUAGGAGAAAAUAUAGAGGGAUAACUAAUCUAAAAAAUUAUAUAAAUGAGUGUUGAUCUUGGCAUGAAAGCAAAUAUUCAAAAAUGCAAUUAAUAUUCUAGAUAAAUAUAAUAUGAAUAUAUCCCUGAACUCACUAUUUAUGAAAAGUAUUUUGAAAAAGGAUAUCUUGAUUGCUCUGAAAAGUAUUUCUCUGAAGAGAGUUAAAGAUUAAUACUUUAGUUAUCUCCUAAAGACUAUAUAAUAGCUGUAGAAAGAAGGUUUUUAGAAGAAAAGAAAAGAGUUCAUAGUUAUUUUUAUCAAACAUCUAAGAAUAAGAUCUAAUCACUAUUCUUUUAGAAAUAUAUAAAUGAUUUUGCAAAAGCAAUUGUAGAUAACUAAGAAAAUGGAUUAUUCAAUUGGUUAGAUAAUGACGAAGUUGUGAUCAUUAAAAAAUCACAUACGCUUUUCUAAAAUACAAAAGAAUCAUACACUAUAUUUCUUAAUAUAUUUUAUAAAUACGUUGCUCAUUAAACUUCGGCAUUAGCAGCAAGAUAAUCAACACCUGUGAAAGAAUAUAUAGAAGAUAUUAUAUUAUUUAGGCUUAAAAUUAUCAAUAUUAUGCAAGAGGCCUUUUUUUCUUUACUAAAAACAGAUGACCAACUUACAAUUUAAAGAUAAACUUAAAAAUCAUUUGAAGAUUCUCUAAAUGACAGUAAUUUUCCUACAGAGCAACUAAAUUGUUAUAUUGAUGAAGCUUUUCAAAAAGAUUUCAAAAAUAAAUCUGAACAAUAAAUUGAAGAAGUGCUGAAUUCCGUCUUUGAAAUAUUUUGCUUGAUAAGAAAUAAAGACUAUUUUGCAAGUAUUUACAUGAAAAGCUUAGCAAAGAGAAUACUUUACAACAAAAGUUUAGAUGAAAACAAUGAAAAGUAAAUAAUUAGUAAAUUCAAACUAGAAUGUGGAACAGUUUAUACUAAAAAAAUGGAGACAAUGUUUUUAGAUAUGCAACAAUCUCUUGAAUACUAUAACGAAUUUAAGUAAUUAUUUAUAAAGAAUCUUAAUACAAAAUCAGCCUAUAAAUCCUUAGAUUUUGAUAUUAAAGUUCUCACUUGUGGUAACUGGCCAUAUAAAUUAAAUUAAUUUUCUUAAGUCAAAAUUCCUAAUCAGCUUGAACCUUAUAUCUCAGAAUUUGAAAAACAUUACAAAUCUAAAUUCAAGGGUAGAAAAUUGAAAUGGAUAUAUUCUGUUGGAAAAUCUAUUGUUAAAGGUUACUACAGCUUCAAUAACUCAAAGAAAGAAUUUUAGGUUUCUAAUGUUUAAAUGGUUAUAUUACUUUUAUUUAACAACAAGAUUAAAUAUACUUAGCAAGAACUCACAGCUUUACUCUAAAUGCCAUAUGAAGAAUACAAACUUCACUUACUGCCACUUGUGUAACUAAAAAUUUUGAAAUCUGAAAACAAUAUAGACUUUGAAUAUAAUGACCAAUUUAGUUAUAAAAAUAUGAGAGUGCAAGUAAAUGUAAUGAAGAAAGAAGCAAGCAAAACUGAAAGUUCGAAAAACCUUGAGUAGAUCUGCCUUGAAAGAAAAUUUGUUGUAGAAAGCCUAAUUGUAAAAAUAAUGAAAUCCAGAAGAAAGAUGGAACACUAAGAAUUAUAUCAAGAGGUAGCAAGAAUAUCUUAGUAGCAUCUUUUUUUGCCAGAUUAAUAAACAGUAAAACAAUGUGUAAACUCACUUAUUAACAGAGAUUAUAUUCGCUUAUCUGAAAAUAAAGAUUAUUUAUAAUACGUUGUUUGA
This is a messenger RNA of Tetrahymena thermophila SB210, 2355 nucleotides long. RefSeq names its product cullin family protein. The record is from RefSeq and is a predicted model, not a curated record. Lineage: Eukaryota; Ciliophora; Oligohymenophorea; Hymenostomatida; Tetrahymenidae. Gene Ontology annotation, biological process: ubiquitin-dependent protein catabolic process; protein ubiquitination. Gene Ontology annotation, molecular function: ubiquitin protein ligase binding. Gene Ontology annotation, cellular component: cullin-RING ubiquitin ligase complex. The transcript has 4 exons.